Messenger RNA from Gongylonema pulchrum, 201 nucleotides. NCBI's taxonomy places the organism in Eukaryota, Metazoa, Nematoda, Chromadorea, Rhabditida, Gongylonematidae. The record is from the annotation of a GenBank genome assembly.
AUGACAGUAUCUUGGGAUCCGCCGGCGAUUGAUCAGCGAAAUGGAAAUAUCACUUACUAUCGUGCCAUUCUGACACCACUGCAAGCGGGUGGCGAGAAAAUUGUCAAAAAUGUGCUAGCGGCAGCAACAAUGAAAGGUAUUGGCCCCUAUUCACCGGUGCUCUCCAUCGAUCCAGAUCCAGCAAGUAAAAUUUCAUUUUAA